Dinoponera quadriceps is the source of this 2153-nucleotide messenger RNA. RefSeq names its product SUMO-activating enzyme subunit 2 (gene Uba2). Gene Ontology annotation, cellular component: SUMO activating enzyme complex; cytoplasm. Gene Ontology annotation, biological process: protein sumoylation. Bases 127 to 2097 code for a protein of 656 amino acids. The record is from RefSeq and is a predicted model, not a curated record. Lineage: Eukaryota; Metazoa; Arthropoda; Insecta; Hymenoptera; Formicidae. Gene Ontology annotation, molecular function: SUMO activating enzyme activity. The transcript is spliced from 8 exons.
AGUGCCGAUGGAUGCCGGCCGCUUUGAAGCUGCAAAACGAACAACUUGCUCUUGUGUAGAAGAAAACGCGCGGUCGUCCGUUGGUCAUUUAUACACGAGGAGAAAUAAAGUAAUUCGCUCGGCAAAAUGGCGACUACCAUUAAUGGAGUGUUCCGUGAGGAAUUGCGCGAUGCAAUUUUACGCAGCAAAGUGCUCGUCGUGGGUGCCGGUGGCAUCGGCUGCGAGAUCCUGAAGAAUCUGGUUAUGUCUGGAUUCGCCGACAUCGAAAUCAUCGAUCUAGACACAAUCGAUGUGAGCAAUUUGAACAGACAAUUUCUAUUCCAAAAGAAACAUGUAGGGAAGUCGAAAGCUAGUGUAGCGUGUGAAACGGCACUGACGUUCAAUCCAGAUGCUAAAGUGGCCUGUUACCAUGACAGUAUUACGUCACCAGACUUUGGCUUAUCCUUUUUUAAGAGAUUCACAGUGGUUUUGAAUGCUCUCGAUAACAGAGCAGCCAGGAAUCACGUGAACCGUAUGUGCUUAGCCGCGGAUAUACCAUUAAUUGAAUCCGGUACUGCAGGUUAUGAAGGCCAGGUUGAACUUAUCAAAAAAGGUCUGAGUCAGUGUUACGAGUGCACACCUAAGGCUGCACAGAAAACUUAUCCUGGCUGUACUAUUCGCAAUACACCCAGCGAACCCAUUCACUGUAUAGUGUGGGCUAAGCAUCUUUUCAAUCAAUUAUUCGGAGAAGAAGAUCCUGACGAGGAUGUUUCCCCAGAUACAGCGGAUCCUGAAGCAGCUGAUACGGCAGGCAAGGCGGCUUUACAGGCGGAAUCGAACGACAAGGGCAACAUCGAUAGAAUUUCUACACGAGUUUGGGCGCAGUCUUGCAACUACGAUCCAGAAAAACUAUUUACCAAGUUGUUUCACGAUGAUAUCAAAUAUUUGCUAAGCAUGGAUAACCUAUGGAAGAAGCGUAGACCACCAACGCCGUUAAAUUGGAAGGAGCUGCCAGAUGGAGUUGCCGGUUGCAGUAAGGACAUCAUGCAGGCAGGUUUGAAGGACCAACAACGCUGGAGUGUUUCUCGUUGCGGCGCAAUCUUCGCGGAUUCGGUGAAAAGUUUGAGUCAGGCGUUAAAAACUUCGCAGGAAAAAUCACCGGGUAAUCAUCUGAUCUGGGACAAGGACGAUCAGCACGCCAUGGAUUUCGUCGCGGCAUGCGCCAACAUUCGCGCGCAUAUUUUCGGGAUCGCUCAGAAAACUAGAUUCGACAUCAAAUCGAUGGCGGGAAACAUCAUACCGGCGAUUGCUACCACCAACGCCAUAAUUGCGGGGUUGGUGGUCCUUCACGCCUUCCGGGUUCUGGAGAACAAUUUGCGAGCCUGCAGAUCUGUCUAUUUGCGCUUGAAAAUGAACCAUCGCAACCAGCUGUUAGUGCCGGAGAAAGCGGUAAAUCCGCCCAACCCUCAGUGCUAUGUCUGUGCACCCACCCCGUCUGCCGUGUUAGCGGUCGAUACUUCCGCUAUGACCAUUAAAGAAUUGGAAGAGUUGGUACUGAAAAAUCGACUUAAUAUGAUCGCCCCGGACGUCAUGAUCGACGUUACCGGUGCUGUGGUUAUCAGCAGCGAAGAGGGCGAGACGGAGGAGAACAACGACAAGAGAUUAGAAGAGUUGGGCAUUAAAAACGGAGCGAUUCUCAAGGUCGACGACUUUCAGCAGAAUUACUCGUUGACCGUCUAUGUGGUUUACAGAGAGAAACCUGGCCCGAAGGACGAUAGUCCGCCAUUUUUGAUACUGUCUGAUAAGAACGCGCUCGAGCCGAAGCCUCUGGAAAAGGAUGAAGAUAUGGAAGUUGAGAAACCUUCUAAUGGCCAGGCGAUCGAGGUGUUGGAUGCGAAGAAACGCAAGAAUGAUGCGGUUGAUGACGGAGUGUCGGUGAAGAAACGUAAGGUGGAAGUUAACGACGCGGAUGACGGCGACGACAUUUGCAUUAUCGAGAAUAACGAUGUAUACCACGAUAAUACCGCAUCCAAACUGAAAAAGUCGACGCCGAAGAAAAUGAAGUCUUCCGAAGAUCUGGAUUGCUUGAUAGUGCUCGACGAUAAAAAUAGUGAUUAAUCUUGAGAACAAGAGAUAAAUACAUUUUCAUUAAUAAAGAAAGAUGAAGACCGUGA